This is a messenger RNA of Naegleria gruberi, 525 nucleotides long. RefSeq lists its product as uncharacterized. The transcript has a single exon. The record is from RefSeq and is a predicted model, not a curated record. The coding region runs from base 1 to 525 and encodes 174 amino acids. Lineage: Eukaryota; Heterolobosea; Eutetramitea; Acrasida; Naegleriidae.
AUGCCAUCACCUUCAUCCCUUAAAAUAAUCAUUGAGAAUGAACAAGGACUUGUCAGUAGAUGUAUACAACAAGAUAGCGACUCUGAAAUAAUGGAACACACCCUGAAUACAGGUGCUAUUUCUCCACAUCCUUCCGAAUCAAAGUGUAGUGUUGAGAAGGAUGAGAAGUUAUCCUUACUAUUCUCUAGACUCGGUUUGAAGAACAACUCUCCUUCUCCAAUUAUUGAAAGAUCACCAACAUCCUUUCAAACCAUAUCAACAGAUCAUUCAAACCAUAACCUCCAAGUCAACUCUUCGUUCCCUUUAUUAUUAGCUCCUUCAAAUAAGAAUAGAAAAAGUAGAAUGGUCUUUUCAACACCUUCAGAAGAGGGAGAAUCAACUGUUAGGGAAAUACUUUCAACCCUCUCAUCUAGAUUUCACUCAGCAAUAGAAUCAAAGUCUUCGAGUUGUAUCACCAAACAGAAAAAGAUGAAAUCAAGCUCAUCUUCAUCACAUAGAUUUUGUAAAUCUUUUGAUUCUUGUUAG